CAUGUUUGUGCUGGAUGCGUGGCGACGUCGACGAUCAUUUUGGAUUCCACCAUGGCCUUCCCACUCCCACCGGGUUACUUUGCGUGCCCACCGCUCUCGACGAUCGAGCGCGACUACCUCGUGGGCCAAGCCCACCGUAUUUGCACCGACACGGCGCGAAAUGCUCUCACAAUGGCCAAGACACCACCAGCCAAGAUCGUCGAGCACCCAGCGACCAUGCGUCGUGCGCUGCUCCACCAUGGCAACGACAUUGUCGACGCGUCACUGUACGGCGUCACGGGCUCGUCCCAGAUCCAGGCCACGCAAGACGAAAUUUUAUCAUUUUUCCACUUGUCGACAGAAGAGAAGGUUCAAACCUACGCCAGCGUCGUGGGCCAAAUCGUUUUGGACCGGAAGACGCUGUAUACACUGGCCGACCAAACACGCGACAUUGCGAGUCCGUUCUACUACGCGGGUGUUCAAUGGAGUGCGAUCGCAUGUCCGUUCAUCUCCAAGUCGCUGACGCUCAAGCGGGACACGUGCUUUCUCGAGGUGCUGAGCUCGAUCGAAGUGGACGACCCCAUCAGUGGUGCGCCGCGAAAAGGCAUUGUGCGCGCACUGCACUCGGUCGCGCUCGACUGCUGUCCGUCGCUCCGGGCCUCCCACAACGUCGUGCGAGGUGCUUUGGUGCGGUCGGGGCACGUCUUUUUAGAGACAGACGAAAUCGGCGUGUACGACUACUUUUACACGUACAUCGUUGCCGACCCGGGCAACGUGCCUCGGUUUGUGAACCUCAAGAUAUUCCAGCGCAUCGUCGGCCAGAUGCUCAACCUGGACCAUCACCUCGCGAUCCAGCGGCUGCCAUCGCGGAUCGCUGCAGCCCAGCCAUUGCCGCGGUUCAAGGACGCGCGGCCCAUCACAUACUGCGAAGCCUGUGACACCAAGUUCAAGCUCUUUGCCUCCAAGACGCACUGCUACCUCUGCCGCCAGGUUGUCUGCAGCGCAUGCAUCACAACAUAUCGGCUGCCGAUUCUCAACCGCCACAACAUGGACCUCUGUACCCAGUGCUUUUGUGGCAACAGCGGACGACGCAAGUUUGGGAGCCGCCGCGGGAAGCAACUCGCACCGUCCUGCACAAACAGCUCCCGAGGGGGCUCAGAUGUGCUCUCAACGUGGAGCUCGAUCCAAAGCGCCCGAUUUUCAGCAUCGUCGAUCGCCGACUCGGAGGACAAGUGGACCACCGUCGCACGGCCGCCGCUCGAGUCCAGCGCGACUUCCGAGUCCAUCACGUCGUCCCAAGUCGAGCGCGACGUGACCAAUGCCCUCGACACAACUUCGGACCAUUUGAUCCAGCUUACCCGACGUCAUUAUAUGGGCUUUGGUGGUCGUUAAUCGCAAACUUAGUGAUUUAUUUUAUCCGCUAA
Molecule: messenger RNA, 1403 nt
Organism: Saprolegnia diclina VS20
Lineage: Eukaryota; Oomycota; Saprolegniomycetes; Saprolegniales; Saprolegniaceae
Exons: 7
Coding region: 52-1371 (439 amino acids)
Molecular function (GO): metal ion binding
Source: RefSeq, a predicted model, not a curated record